AUGGGUGAUCUUCGGAGUCGUACUAUGGCAUCAAUGGUUACUUCUAAUAGUUUUAGAAAUUCUUCUAUUGCCCAUAUCUAUGCUAAUGUUCCUGUUAAUUCACUGAAGAUUGGCAUGGCAUCCAUCAGACUCGUUAAUGCUGUUAAUGCUGUUAAUGCAUUAAAAGUAGGUAAAGCAUCGAUCUAUCUUCGACUAUCAUAUCAUGUGUAUAUUCGCACAGGCGACUCUUACUUCCCGGGAAAAACACCUAUGGGCCAGCCAAACAAGGUCUACAAAAUCAAUCAUCCUCAACCUUUCGGGAAAGGCCGGACUCGAUCUUCAUCCGAGACUUCCACUUCUG
Molecule: messenger RNA, 340 nt
Organism: Paraglomus occultum
Lineage: Eukaryota; Fungi; Glomeromycota; Glomeromycetes; Paraglomerales; Paraglomeraceae
Source: the annotation of a GenBank genome assembly